AUGUGGUCAAUAGUCAGAUAUGGAUGAUGUUUUUUCUCCCAUCUUUAACGGAUCAUCCUGGCAGCACUCAUAAUUUCAAGGGGAAUCAGUGCCAGGAUGUGCUGCAUCUAGAGGGGAGAAAAUGCAUCGUUCAUACCAAAGCGCUCCAUCGAGCAUUUCCUGAUCCAGGAUCCAGAAGAAGGCUAUCAUCAAAAUCAAGGAUUUGCUGUUGUUCCAAUGCUGGAAGGGAUAAAUGGCGUGAAAAAAAAGCUUUAAUUAAGGCUACCUCUGGAGCAUCUCCUCAAUUUCAAUAUCAUGAUUGGUUCUUCUUUCUUUCUACUUGAAAGUGGAACCAAGGAUGCUUUCAGGGAUGCGUAUGCAACUACGGUAGCUCUAAUUUCAGUACCGCUCUCGCGAAGUGGAGCUGAGUAGUAAAAACGUUCAGAGAAUCGCCAAGGAUGUGAUGUCGUUUGUCGCUAAGCCCAUAGAGACACCCGGAACGUGGGGGAUGCAUAACAACGAAAAUUUUUAAGGCUAUCUUUUCACUAUACCAUGUGGACUAUGUAUGUAUCUAUGCUGAGUGGAGUCCUCUACUUAGUUUAAAGGUGAAAAUAGCGGGCAAAAGGGGACCUCCCUCAAGCAGGCUGAGUGAGAGACUGGCGUU
Messenger RNA from Amoebophrya sp. A25, 643 nucleotides. The record is from the annotation of a GenBank genome assembly. NCBI's taxonomy places the organism in Eukaryota, Dinophyceae, Syndiniales, Amoebophryaceae.